Triticum aestivum (bread wheat) is the source of this 1548-nucleotide messenger RNA. Its product is annotated as probable beta-1,4-xylosyltransferase IRX9. NCBI's taxonomy places the organism in Eukaryota, Viridiplantae, Streptophyta, Magnoliopsida, Poales, Poaceae. Gene Ontology annotation, molecular function: xylosyltransferase activity; galactosylgalactosylxylosylprotein 3-beta-glucuronosyltransferase activity. The coding region runs from base 128 to 1162 and encodes 344 amino acids. Gene Ontology annotation, biological process: glucuronoxylan biosynthetic process; plant-type secondary cell wall biogenesis. The record is from RefSeq and is a predicted model, not a curated record. The transcript has 3 exons. Gene Ontology annotation, cellular component: Golgi membrane.
AAAGUCCAACUUGGAUGGAAUCAUUUCCACUCCACCCAGAACCCAAGCGGCACCCGAUCACACUCGCUCACACUGACACUCGCUCACCAAACACACAUCACUAGCUCCUAAGCUGCCGCUGCCGCUCAUGGCGUCGCCGAAGAAGGCGAGGAAGCCGCGGGCGAGGCGGCCGCUGCUGCUCCGUCGGGCCAUGCUGCACGCCUCCCUCUGCUUCCUCGUCGGCCUCCUCGCCGGCCUCGCCCCGGCCGCCCGCUGGACCGCCGCCGCCUCCGCCCACGUCUCCCGCGCACUCCACGCCGUCGACGGCGCCUUCGACCGCGCCGUGCUCCUGCUCCGGCAGCAGCAGCGGCAGCUGCGGGACGGGCGCGUCCACGUCGCCGUCCUCCCCUCGCCGGCGCCGGGGCCGCCGGCGCUGGAGCCGCUGCGGCAGCCCCAGCUGCUGCUGGUGGUGACGGCCACCGAGCGGUCCGACCCGGAGCGGCGCGCCGCGGGGCUGACGCGCGCCGCGCACGCGCUCAGGCUCGUGCCCCCGCCGGUGCUGUGGCUCGUGGUGGAGCCGGCGGCGGACGCGCUGCCCACGGCGCGCCUGCUGCGCGGCGCCGGGGUGGCGUACCGGCACCUGGCCUACCCGGAGAACUUCACGGCCGACGGCGUCGGCAUGGGGAAGGAGCGGCACCACCAGCGGAACCUGGCGCUGGAGCACGUGGAGGAGCACCGGCUCGCCGGUGUCGUGCUCUUCGCCGGCCUCGGCGACGUCUACGACCUCCGCUUCUUCGACCAGCUCAGGCAGAUCAGGACGCUCGGCGCGUGGCCGGUGGCGACGGUGUCGGAGCGCGAGCGGAGGGCGACGGUGGACGGGCCGGUGUGCGGCGGCUCGCCGUGGGCGGUCACCGGCUGGUUCUCCACGGCUGGGGCGCCGACGGUGAGGGCGAGGCCGCCGGCCGGCACGCUGGACGUGGCGCGCUUCGCGUUCGGCAGCGCCCUGCUCUGGCACCCGAGCCGGUGGGACAGCUUCCCCGUCUCCGAGCCCGACGCCUCACAGGAUUCCGUAAAGUUUGUGCAGCGGUUGGCUGCGGAGGAUUACAACAAGUCGAGGGGGAUGCCCAACCGGGAUUGCUCGGAGAUCAUGGUGUGGCGCGGAGAUCAGUUCGUCGCAACCUAGAUUCAGUUACUAACGCUAACUGGUUGAAUGAUGUGCCAUGCCAUAGAACAACAAAUUUAAACACACACCAAAUUUAGACAUACUUUACGCAUCUAGCAGGGCGACCUAAUGAGUGCACAAGUCUACUCUGCGCAUCGGCGAAUAUACACAGGUGCGAUGGUAGUAGACGUUAUCACUUAUUGCAUGGUAUUAUCUCCGUCCUGAUUUACUAGUCCCCGUCGUAUUUUGGUCAAAGCUUGACCACGUAUUUGACUUGCAAAAUGUGAAUGCAUGUCAUCAAAAAAAAUAUCAUUGGAUUCAUGUCUGAAUGUAAUUUCCAAUGAUAUUAUUUUUGCUACGUAUAACAUAUAUUUUAUUUGUUAAAAUUAUGGUCAAAAUAUGACCCA